Molecule: messenger RNA, 8554 nt
Organism: Coregonus sp. 'balchen'
Lineage: Eukaryota; Metazoa; Chordata; Actinopteri; Salmoniformes; Salmonidae
Source: the annotation of a GenBank genome assembly
GAACACGUGAAUUUGGUUGUUUACCUCCGGUGCAUCUAAACAGCAUCUGCGUUUGUUUAGCAAGCUGGAUCUAGCUACAUUUCUACAUCUGUUUUAUCUAAAGUUUUUAUAGAUAGUCAAGCUAUCUGGCUAAAUAACAUCAGAAAUGACUGAGGUAUGUGCUAUUUCGUGCAUCUUUAUGCCAGUAAAGCUGAAAUAACAACAGGUGUAGCUUACGCGCCAGUAGCUAACGUUAGCAUGAUAGCUAGCUAGCAACGUUAAGUUAUGCCUGGCCUAUUUGAAGCACACUUGAAAGUAUUCAAUUUGGAAAAUUAAUAUUAGUUAGAUCAGCUGUAUGUAUAUAUACAUCUAGCCCAAGUAAGUUACAUCCGCGGAUGUGGUAUCGUGGAGUUGAUAUAUACUUGGCUAGCUACCAUGCAUCAUGAAUAUGUAGCUAGGUAGCUAGCAAUUAAAAAAUUCGAAAGUAAUAUUUCCGUGUAUUUCAUUUUUCAGGAUGUGCAGAAGCACUCUGUGCACACGCUCGUGUUCAGGUCCCUCAAGAGGACUCAUGAUAUGUUUGUAGCUGACCAUGCCAAACCAGUCUCCUUGGAUGAAACAAGGUACUCAUGUUUUGGAUAUAUGCUUUCUUUAUUCUGCCAUCUAACUACUCGUUUCUGUGUCGUUGUGUGAGAUAAAGAGAAGCUGGGUGGGGGUGUGUUGGUCCAGUCUGUCUGUCUGUGUGUUCAGGAUAGACAUAAUAGUUUCCAACCAUACACUUGCUUACAGCACCACUCGGGUUGGACAGGCUUCCUCUUUAGAUUAAGACACUGGGACCCAGAGCGAGAUAAGGCUCGGAAAACCUACCUCCGUCCAGGGAUGAGAAAUUCGUUGUACUCUGAAUUGUCCCAUUAUCAAAUAAAAUACAAUAUUAUUUGUUACAUGCUUCGUAAACAACAGGUGUAGUGAAAUGCUUACUUAUAGGUCAUUUUCCAAAAAUGCAGAGUUUAAGAUAAACAUAAUAGAAAUAGUAACACGAGGAAUAAAUACACAGUGAAUAACGAGUAAAAAUAACAUGGCUAUAUACAGGGAGUACCAGUACCGAGUCGAAUGUGCAGGGAUACAAGGUGAUUGAGGUAGCUAUGUACAUAUAGGUAGGGACUAGGCAAAAGGAUAGAUAAUAGACAGUAGCAGCAGUGUAUGUGGUAAGUGUGUGGUGUCAGUAUACAUGUGUGCGCAUGUUAUGUGUGUGUGUGGGCGUACGUAGUGUGUGUAUGUAUGUGUUGGGGUGUGGGUAGAGUCCACUGUGUGCACAUAGGAGAGUUAGUGAAAACAAGUGUGUGUUCUGGGGUGUCAGUGUAAGUAUGUGAGUUACACUCUGUUCUGUCGAGAAGAGUGAACGACUCGUUUUUAAGUGAACUGCCGUUUUCAUCUUCAAGCUAGCUAGCAGUAGCCAUGCAGCCAUUAUGGAGUGGCACGUCACAUUGAACAACAAAGGAGCUGAUUGGCUGACACUGCCCUUCCAAAAUGGCUGCUGUGGGUUCUGCUACAGCAGUCGUUCAAACUUCUCGGUGUAACGGUUGGGAUAAUGGGACAAUUCAGAGUACAGCGCAUUUCUCAUCCCUGGAACGAGUUAUGUUUUCCAAGCCAUAUCUCGCGCCACGUCCGCAGUGUCUUAAUCUAAACAGGAAGCCUGUUAGACCCCAGUGCAGCUGUAAGCAAGCGUAGGGUCUGAAUCUAUUCUGGCUAUAUUCAGGACAGAGGCUCAGUCUCUGAAAUGGCUAAGGUUUUCCAGUAGGGUUGGGCGAUAUAUGUAAUUAAUUUCAAUGUAUGUUUUAGCACGGUAUUCCAAAUGCCUGUAUCGCAAUCAUCUAUUUUUUGUUUGUUUUAUAAGUGUUUAUGUCCACUUGUUCUCGUGUUGUCUUUUGGUCUCGUCUCCUUCGCUCUUUCUGCUGUGAAGGUGUGCCUUCCCAUUUACACACACAGCAAGCUCCUCCCCUGCCACUCAGAACAACAAAGAUGAAAGAUCACUUCUUCCUCUCUGACAACAAGCGGUUUCAACUCGCUAUUUGUAUUUGAGGUUUGGUCCAACAGAAUCGCUCAUAUGGACACUGAAACACAUUGAGACAUUAUCUUACUGUAAUAGAGGAGAACUUUCUAACUAUACCUUUUUUAUGUGUCAACUGCUCAAGUUGUGCAAAGAGCAGACCCUAUUACAACGGGAGGAUUAUUGAAAAUUGAUUCUGGAAAAUGAAUGCUCAGUUUCUGUCACGCGCAACAUUGCGGUACCACUAGCAGUAUUUUAGCCACUGACUAUUACACUAGCUGUCUAGUUUGUGUUUUAUAAAUAUAAGGAAUUGGCAACUCAUUCUGAGAAAUAAGGUAGGCCACUUGAUUUCAACAUCUGAACAAAGUGGACAGGCUAGCAUGCUGUUCAAACAGUUGGAGACGUACAGAAGGUUGUGUUCAUAACAAUUCAACUGUUUUACCUUGUUAUCUAGCAAAUAGAUCCAAGUUGGCUAGACCGUAAAUAUGAUGAUUAGCUGGCUACUCACUAGCACUUGGGCUUGUGCUUGAGAGAUUGUUUAUGAAACCUGUGUUCAUUUGCUAUAAUGCCUGCUACAAGAAGUUGGUCAUUGUUAGUGAAUGUACAUUGUGCAUGGUUCUGGUUAAAUUUGUAACAAAAAGGGCAUUUUCAUAGACAGACUUGAAAGCCAGAUCAGUGAUCAUUGCAAGCCAAAAAAAAGCAGGUAACACUAUUUUGAUAAAAUACUGUAAUCAUUAGAGGGUCGUAUGAUUGUGGAAGGCUUAUAUUUAGCCUCUGUAUAAUUUCACAAGCGCUGAAUACAUUAGAUUAUUGCUGAUUGUUUGAAAUGUAGUGUAUUUUACCUUUUAAUUGUACAACAAAGCUUUUUUUUUUAACUACAAGUUUAUAUAUAUUGUUAAUCACCUAUACGUUUGAAAAUAUCUAGAUAUUAUUUUUAGGCCAUUUCACCCAGCCCUACUUUCAGGCUCUGAUAUGUUCAAUUGAUAUGUUCAAUUGAGUUAACUAGUGUUUCCAUUCGUAGUCACAAGGUGAAGAUGGCAGCGAAGCUAAGGGCUGACUACAGUGCCGUUCUACACAUGCCCGUUCUGAAAGAGGGAAAGGACAGACCACUGGGAUCCAACAUGCAUAGCAAUCAGAACAAUGCCCAACCUGGUAAGAAUGCCAUCACGUCAACAUCAAUCAUUGACAAAUCAUUAUUGAUUUCAUGGGCAAUGAAUGAGCACUUUAAAACUGUUACAAGUUCAAAACCUCCAAGUAUUUCUCAUUAUAACCCUCUGGCCUUCCAGGUGAUGAUCCAGAGUACUUGAUCACUGGGACCCACGCAUACCCCUCUGCACCUGGUAAUUAAAACAGUCUUACGGUAGGGUUCCCUUACUGUGGUCCUGGAGAGGUACUGGGGGUGCAGGCUUUCGUUCCAGCCCUAUCCGAACACACCUGAUUCAGCAAAUCAUGGCAGAAGAUCAUGAUUAUUUGAAUCUAGUGUGAUAAAUAAUGGUCUGGAACAAAACCCUGCACACCCAGUAUCUCUCCAGGACCAGACGUGGAGAACCCUCCCUGUGGUUAACCCCAAUACCCAAACAACACUACUGUUCAUAUUGUCAUCCUCAGGGGUGUUACGUCACUUUUAUAAUGCUGAGUAUUGUCAUCCUCAGGGGUGGCUCUGACGGUGGACACUCAGAUUCAUAGGAACCCCAGUGAGGGGGGAGUUCAUGCCAUGGCUCUUGCCCUGCCACCAUCACAAGCCAGGUACUUACUUCAGAUGAUGCACGGUAGAUGUGUUGAAGGGAAAAGACAACAGACAUAAUUCAAUAGUUCAAUCUUUUUGACACAAUACUGUAACACUAUAACCUCUUGUACAGACCCCAGAUGUUAGAGAAAUAAUCAAAGGGUUAUUGUAUCCAAGCAACACGAGACCCUAAUCGGGGUUGCCUAUCUUAGAAGAGUGCACUUUGAGACCAUCCGGCAUCCAUUUAGUUUUUUGUGUAAUUGCAGGCUGGACGCCAGUCGUACAGCAGCCAGUGUCGGGGACAUUCACCGACACGCAGGGGGGGCAGAGAGGUCUCAUGCUCCUCACUCACAUGCUAUGGUGGGUAACGCUCUCUGAUACUUAGUGUUAUUGCUACACACCUUUCUGCACCAACAUUCCACUAACGUGACAACAGUCUCGUAUGAUAUAAUGCUACCACUACGAAUAAUAAAUCCCUUUCUGUCCUCUUUCUAGUCUCUUCUGGAAGGAGGCGGCACCAAAAACUCUUCCCUCGUGGCCAGAAAAGCCCCCACUAUGCCCAAGCCCCAGUGGCACGCGCCAUGGAAGCUCUUUCGGGUAAGGACAUCAUUUUGUCAUAUCUAGGGUUCCUGAAUUUCCUCUACAUUGUGCACAAACUUUAUCCCUUUGAAUGUACUACAAUAAUCAUAGAAUAUCUUUAUGUAGGGCCUAUGAGGUUAAGAUACCUUCAGGGGUGUUGACUUGCUCCCUGUUUUGUGUGGUAGCUGAUACAGGUUUGCUUUAUCCCUUCCAGGUCAUCAGUGGUCAUCUGGGCUGGGUGAGGUCUAUUGCCGUAGAACCCGGCAACCAGUGGUUUGUCACCGGCGCUGGAGACAGAACCAUUAAGGUGAGUACAGAGCGAGACCGAGAGAUCUGUAACUUCUAAACAGUAGAAAAAAGGUGCACUAUGUAGUAAUCACUUCGCCAUUUCCUGGUUGCAAAAAUUCUGAUAGUUAGUCUAAUUUCAGUUUGUGACAAAACAAGCAUGUGUAGUGCAGAGAAUCAUUGUACCACCUAAACCGCGGUGAAAUAUAUUUUCCAUAACCCAAAAUAUUGUUUUUUCAGCUGUUUUAAGCUUGUGUACAAAACCGAAACACAGACACACAAACGAAACAUAAGAAAUAGUGCACAUAGAACAUAUAUACCGCUUCUUCGACUUGCUUUCAAUGAGAAUGACAGAUCUAUAACUCAGAUUUCUAUGUGCAUUUGAUUGGGUCGCCCAAAAAGUUACACAUUGCAGCUUUUAUAAGAAGUGACAUCAUAAGGGUAUUGGGGCACCCAUUUGAUCUAUUCAAUGUCUGUCAAAUGGUGGCAUUUAGUCAUUUAUCUCGUAAUAGAUCUGGGAUCAGCUAUAAGUUUGACCGUGACGUUAAAUCCCCAUUGCUUCUCAUUCUCCUGACAGAUCUGGGACCUGGCCAGUGGUAAGCUAAAGCUCUCCUUAACGGGACACAUCAGCACGGUGCGCGGCGUGGCCGUGAGCACCAGGAGCCCCUACCUGUUCUCCUGCGGUGAAGACAAGCAGGUCAAGUGCUGGGAUCUGGAGUACAACAAGGUACUGUACUAGUACCCUUUCAUUUCUGCUUUACUUUAUCUGAUGUGUUUCAAUGCACUGCUGUUGGCCCAUUUAUUAUUUACCGUAAUUUUCGGACUAUAAGCCGCGCCUUUUUCCCAAUUUUUCGACCCUGCGGCUUAUAUAACGGUGCGGCUAAUCUAUGGAUUUUUACAGCUAACGGCCACUAGAAUACCUCCUAAAUCUAUGGAUUGUACAGGUUACAGUCCACCAACUUUAACUCUAUGGGCUCUAUGACCGGUCCGCGCCCCCCACCUUUAAGCGGCGGGCUCCAGCAGGAAAAGCUGGAGGCCGGAAAAGAGUGAGACAGGUAGCGCGCAAAAGUGAAAGUGGAACCGAGAGUGGUACGAGAGACAGAACGAGAGACAGAACGAGAGCAAGACAGUUUGUCUCUUUCCCGACAAUCCCCUCUGUGCACGAACCCUUACAUAUGGUAAUUAAACAUUAAAACACCUGCGGCUUAUAGUCCAGUGCGGCUUAUAGUGCGGAAAAUACGGUAGUUAAGUAUUUAGUAUAGUUACGCCCACUCAUUUCUGCUCUACUUCACGUGUUUCAAUGGCGUAUUGUUUUUCCAAUUAUGAUGUCGUUUUUUAGGUGAUUAGGCACUACCACGGCCACCUCAGCGCCGUGUACGACUUGGACCUGCACCCAACCAUCGACGUGCUGGUCACAUGCAGUCGAGAUGCCACAGCCAGGGUAAGUGUUGCUAAUGACCAGUUGGCUUGACUUUCAAAAACAUUAUUUCUGUGGAACAUUUUGGAGUGUAUUGGGAGUUCAAUAUGACAUUUCUGUGUCUAUAGGUGUGGGAUAUCAGGAGCAAAGCCAACGUGCACACCCUGUCCGGACACACCAACACAGUGGCCACAGUCAGAUGCCAGGCUGCCGAACCUCAGAUCAUCACCGGUACGGACACGGAUACAUUGCACCUCUUUUGCCUUGCUGUGUUCAUAUAUUGGGUAGUUGACUCACUCCAAAGUACCAUCAAUGGCUUGUCAUCUUGAACAUUUUAUUAUGAGCUGGCGCGAGGAGAAAUCAGAAUUGUUAAAAUGUUGACCUUUUCUCCUGGUUCAUGUUCAGUAGGGAGAAAAUAGGAGAUACCACUUGAACUUGUCCAAUAAGAACAGUGUUUUAUUGUUAGUUUCAAAACGUUUUGCUACAUUGUGAUCUUCUGAACACAACCCCGCUCUUUCCGUUCCAGGGAGCCACGACUCCACCAUCAGGCUAUGGGAUCUGAUAGCUGGGAAGACCAGAGCCACACUCACCAACCACAAGAAGUCUGUCAGAGCACUGGCCCUACAUCCCAGACAGUACGUAAAUUCCUGCUAUGUUGUUAAUGAUGAUGCAUAUGUUACACCCAAGUUAGUCAACUUCUAUUAUCUAAUUGUAGUUAAUGAUAGGAUUGCUAAUUGCAUUUGUAUAAUGACACGUUGGCUGCACGUUACAGGUAUACCUUGGCCUCUGGCUCUGCCGACAACAUCAAGCAGUGGACGUUCCCCGACGGCAACUUCAUCCAGAACCUCUCUGGACACAACGCCAUCAUCAACGCAAUGGCGGUCAACUCAGACGGCGUGCUGGUAUCAGGAGGUAUGAAAACGUCCUUCACUUUUUCCAACAGACCUAGUGUAUAUAUGUUGCUAUUGAAAUAAGACAGUUUUGAGCCUCUGUCAUGAUGAUUGGGUCAGAUUCUUUCAAUUCAUAGUACAUUGAAUGACUCUGAAGGGAAUUGUUGCUUCGAAGGUGCACUACUAAGGAUGGGCAACAAACAAAAAGUGAUAACUGCAGAGGCUGGAAGCAAAGAUAUUGAAGGGCUAAGUAAUAGGAAAUCCUAUAAACGGCUAGGACCUAGACACUGCUGUCUAUCUAUACCGACGUCUUGAUCUAGAUACAGCUAAUCCUUACGGUUUUUUAUUGUCUCCGUUAGCUGACAACGGCACCAUUCACCUGUGGGACUGGCGGACAGGCUACAACUUCCAGCGUAUCCACGCUGCCGUGCAGCCCGGCUCGCUGGACAGCGAAUCGGGAAUCUUCGCCUGCAUGUUCGACCACUCAGAGAGCAGGCUGAUCACGGCCGAGGCCGACAAGACCAUCAAGGUGUACAAAGAGGACGACACCGCGGUAAGAGAUACUUUUAUCCUGUGCUGUAUAUCUACACAGGUUUUUGUUGUUUUGAGAUGUGGAUUUUUUUAUUUACAACCUCAUACAAAGUGGAUGUUUCUUCAAACAGUGAAAAUGACAAAGUCACUAAAAAUACUGCUAAGCUAAUGAAACUGAAUAAGUAUUACUUUGAGUGCUUCAUAAGUUCUUGUUUCUGACUAGGGUGGUAUUGUUUUUUCUUUCAGACUGAAGAAAGCCACCCAAUCAACUGGAAACCGGAGAUCCUCAAGAGGAAAAGAUUCUAGUAAAAAAUCUAAAAUAAUAAAAUAAAACUUCCUUCAUUAAUUUCUGUUGUAAAUAUUCCCAUCAAUAGAACUCCCAUAAUUUUUGAAAGAAGAAUAUUCACACAAAAACAUAUUUUGAACAAGUUGGCUUUUAUUUUCACUUGAAUCUUUUUUGCUUUCAAUGUACUCCUUUUUCUAAGUACCAUUUACAGUCUUCAGUGUACAAUGUUAGUCCAACAAAGCAGCCAUUUUGGAUAGCCAAGAACCUUCCAGAAUGUUUGUUCUUGAUGAUGACCGCUCUCUCAUAGCUCUGGUCACUCUCAUCCACCAUGGGAAGCAACUCCUCAACUCCGUAAGGGCUCGCCUUAGUGUCACAUAGUCCCCACUCAAAUCCUGUAAAUGUGGCAAAUUUUAGAUUUUCUCAUCAUUAGAAACCGUAGUUUGAAAAGGUCAGGUUUAAUUUUUUUUAUUGAUCCAAGAGAAUCACCAACUGUAUAUACAAGAGAAACGUAAUUUGUUGUGCAAUCUGGUGUAUGAAAUAAAUCACUGUAUGAUGAACAGAACAACCAUUAAAAAAUAACAUGUUGCUUCUCAUUUUAUGUGCCGUGAAGCGUGACUCACCCAUGUAACCAUUGGUGACAACGUUCCGAUAGUGUUUGCUGCCACCCCUUGAUCUUCUCCCGGUAUCCGUUGUCUCCUGUGUGUUCCUGGAGGUCAACCAUAUUCCUGGUUUCACUGAUAACAGGGAUCUUCUGCUCACCUGUUAGACAAAGCAGAGGUACACUGUAAUGGAAAACUAAUUUAUACAGUAAUUUGGG